Symbiodinium sp. CCMP2592 is the source of this 7698-nucleotide messenger RNA. Lineage: Eukaryota; Dinophyceae; Suessiales; Symbiodiniaceae. The record is from the annotation of a GenBank genome assembly.
AUGAGCGGGGAAAGUGAAAAGGAUGCUGCGUUGAGCCGCACGAAGGAUGGCGUCCCGGUGUGGAACGGAGAAGCGGGGAGCUUCUCAGCAUAUGAGGAAGCAGCAAUGCUUUGGGAAUCUGGCAUUGAGUACCGGAAGCGCUACACCGCAGCCCCUCGGCUGAUGGCGGAAUUGACUGGAGCAGCCAAGCGACUUGUCGCGGGAAAACCCGCAGAGGAAGUGGCGUGUGCAGGAGGUGUCCGCCAGGUUCUUGACUACUUGCGGAAGUCGCUGGGGAAGCCGAAGGUCAACGAAGUCACCGACCUCCUCGGGAAGUACUUCAAAGGGACCCGUCGCAGGACGGGUGAAUCGAUGAAUGAUUACGUGACGCGGAAAAGUGAAGCCUUUCUUCGGGUUAGCCAGGCCCUCCGACGAGUGCAGCCACACUACAGGAAGGCCAAGAUGGAAACUUCCGGCGGGAACAACUACAUGACUCCUUACCGAUGGAGCCGCCGAUCGAGUGACGCCAGUGGCUUUUGGGGAUCUGGAGGCUGGGGCCGCCAGACUACCACCCCGGAGGAGGGUGACGAUCACACCGGAGAAGGCCGCGCUGAUGAUGAAGUACCUGAGGAAGAAGAGUCCGGGACUACGACAUCGUGGGGUUGGGGUUCUACCUACGGAAGUUCCUGGGGUUCUCAGUGGCAGGGCCCUGACUGGUAUGGUUCCUCAUGGUAUCAAGGAACAUGGCCCUCUUACGGAUGGUCCUCGACGAGCGCCUCCGAGGGCACCUCCACAUGGGAAUCCCUCGACCAGUUGGAGGACAACUCCUUGCUUCCGGGGUUCAUCCAGGGAUGGUACCUCUUGAUGGACGCGGCGCUCGACAGCAACGAGCGCAACCUGGUGAUGACUGCGCUGAGGGGCGAUUUCUCCCCGGCGCGUGUGGCACAGGAGCUACGAAACCAGUUUCCUGAAGGUGAGCUUCGAAAGCGGGACACCAGUCGCCGCUCACAUGCUUUCGUCAGUCUUGCCGAGGAGGAGCCGAACUAUGAUGAAGACUAUGAGUGGGGUGACGAAGCCUACGGAGGUUGGGAUGACUGCCCAGAAGAGGCGGCCUUGAUCGUGGAGGCGGAGUCGGAGGCCCAGGAGGCCUUUGCUGCGUACCAACAGGCACGCCGCACCCUCAAGGACGCGAGGAUGAGGCAGCAUUCCAACAAGAUGAAUCGGCAAUACUACAGAGGAUCCUCUUCGGCCUCCUCCGGAACCUCCCGACCCUCUUCGACGUUUGGGCAACGAGCUUCGGGAGAUGAACAUAUGGAGUGCCUACGCUGUGGGCGCAAGGGCCACCGCGCGGCUAACUGCCCCGAGAAGCCCCUGGCAGCUCAGGCCACGGCGGAACCUACUUCGACCACAGCUACGGAACAGGUCUCCUUUGUGUUCUUCGCGGAGUCCGAGCAGCCCAGCGAGAGCGCCUUGGCAGCGCUUCCCACGACGGCCCAAGCCGUCGAUGCCGGAAUGGCUGUGGUGGACGGAGGCGCCACGAAGACGAUCGGCAGUGUGGCGGCGAUCGAAGCAUUGCUAAAGAAGAAUGUGCAGAAGUACGGCGAGACUCGCCUGCGAGCAUUGGAUACAGAGGACCAGCCGGUGUUUGGAUUUGGCAAUUCGACAGAAAAUCGUUGCCUGAGCACCUGUCAAGUGGGUGUCACGGCGAGUGGACUUCCCGGCAGCAUGCAAAUCCAUUCAUUGGAAUCCGGAAAUGGUCCGAUUCUCCUGAGUGUGGAUGCGCUCAGGUCCCUGGGAGCUGUGGUGGACUUUGAACACGACCUGAUGGUGCUGACUAAGUUGGACCGGACCAAGAUCAUUCCCCUCCACCGCUCCGCGACGGGACAUCAGCUUCUUUCCCUCACGGAGGACUUGUUCAGCAAUGCUCUCGUUUCGGCGAUCCCCGGUUGCUGCCGGAGCACACCUCUCGCGUACCUGCACAUGCCGGACCUGAUUGCAGCAUUCCCGGCUCAGGUGCUCUUGUUUGUACGGCCCAGCGUGUACCUCCCGAGGCACAUCAUGGACCGUUUGACUCGCGACGAGCUGACCUUGCAUCUUCGCUCUUUGGGCGAGACGGCUCCAGAGGGGUGGACUCGAAUGGAGAUCCGCCAGCGCAUCACGGAGAUUGCGGAGGCGAACCCUUCGCUGGCAGCAACACCGUCUUCCAAGACGGACCUCGAGGCUAUGAUGGUGAAGCUCAACCGUGUGAGCCGAAAGAAAAGCGAGCUCCAGAAGUUCUGUCUGGACGAGCUUCGCAUCAAGUACAACGACAACGACACCAUCGCCCAACUCCAGAAGAAGGCGACGGCGGUGAUCCUCGACAUCACGGAGCCGCAAGCGGGCGACUUUCUGGGGUUUGGGAAGUACUCCGACAAGACGUAUUCGGAAGUGUACCAUCUCGACAGCCAGUAUUGCCAAUGGGUCAGCACGACAGCGCGCGAGGGCGACUGUUGCGCCCGCCUGGCCCGCUUCGACAAGUGGCUGUUGAAGACUCGGCAAGCGGAUGCUCCGGCGGUCCCGUUGGUGCACCGCCCCAAAGCCAAGAGCGGAAAGAAUGUUCCGAAGAUCUCCACCCCCGAGGACAUCGGCGGGUACACUUCUGUGGCGACUACGUCGGCACAGGGAAGCACGCCUCUUGCUGCCGAUCCACGGGAUGCUCUCAUGUUGCAGAUGGCCGACACCCUCAAGAAUCUCCAAGAGGAGGUGUCGCAGAUGCGUGCCGAGCGACCUCGCAAAGUGACCUCGGACCGGCCUCUCUUGAUGGAAGUAGCAUGUUCGUCUGAUAGUGUUUUGUGUCGGACAGUGAGAGAAAAGACCGGAGAAGAACAGUCUGCGAUGAGGUGUUCCAUUUGGAAUGGGGCUGAUUUGACACAGGCCGCAGGGCUGCAGCUCGCGCUGGAGCAGAUCCGUGGUCUGAAUCCGAAAAAUGUGUGGAUUUCACCGCCAGGAGAGCCCUACUCCCCCAUGCAGCAUGCCAACCAACGCACACCCCAGCAACAGAGAGAGCUGAGAGAGAAGCGAGAGGAGGCGAUCAAGAUUUAUCAUGCGGCCAGAGAGAUCAUGAGGGCUUGCGUGCACAUGGGUAUUCACUGCACCAUUGAACUGAACGAACGGUGUGAAGCUUGGCGAUUACCUGUCUUCCAGGAGCUGCAAUAUGAGAUGAACUUGCAUGUUUCAGUGGUGAAGGGCUGUAGCGUUGGUUUGAAGGACUCGCGAGGCCAAUUGAUUCAGAAGGGAUGGCGCUUGGUAACUACACAUGCCCGUCUUGCGACCAUGAUGAAGAAACCUUGUCGGUGCCCGACCUCGUACCAACAUGGAAAGUGUGAAGGCGCGAUUGCGAGGAAUUUGGAUCGUUACACGCCGGAGUUUGCUCGUCUCGUGUGCCAGGCUUUGCAGGAAGAGUUUAGCUUCUACGGUGUUGUGCAAGAGUGUCAGGGAAAUAACAGUGUUUCGGAGGAUUUCGGACGAGGUGAGGUGUGUGCUUGUGGGGAUGCGUUCCUGGGUAAGCAUGAGAUGCAGUGCGGUAACUGUUUGUUGAAUAGAGAUGCGGUUCCUUUCUUCAACAGUGCCCCCGUGAGUAAUCUAGGAACGUCGGACGUUGUCCUCGAAGCCCAUCUUACCCAAGCUCAAGAAAAGCCUAGUGAACUGGCGGCCCGUCAACUCCGAAAACACGACAACAUUUCCUACAAGCAGAUGGAAGCAUACUUGCAGGAGCAUGCUAGUUGUGGUAGAGUUUCACGAAGAGACAUGAUACAACGUGGACAGGGAACCUACUACACCUAUGGUACGUAUGCUUAUGGAAGUCACUACGGUCUGACCUUGCGAACCCAACAACGUCCUGAGUUUGUUCGUAUGAUCAAUCGUUUUAUUCAACAACACUUUCCCAAAGACUUUAAGUGGUCCGCCUUCGCGCUGAACAUCAAUUCAGCGGCCCCGAUGCACAAGGACAUCAACAACCACCCGAAUUACCCAAACUGCAGUGUUGGAUUGGGAGACUAUACGGGCGGAGAAUUGUGGGUUGAGGGCGAGGAUUCCGGGAAAGGUCUGGUUGAGGUGAGGUGUCGUGAUACUGGUGAACAGUUGCAAGGUGUGCGGAUGGAUUUCAGACAUUGUCCGUUCCUUUUUCCUCCGCAUAGGUGGCACCAGACUUGUGACUGGCAAGGUCAGAGAUGGGUUCUUACGGCGUAUGUCAGUAGAGGGAUGCAGGAGCUUUCGGAAGAGGAUUGGGGUCGAUUGAAGGAUUUGGGCUUUCCUGUUUCGACCUUCAAGAAGGAAGUGUGUGCUAGUGUUUUUCCAGGUUCGACUCAGCAGGAAGCGAUGGCAGCUCAACCCGAAUCCAGUAGCUCUUCUCGUGAGACUCUUACCCCGAAGCAACGAGACGAACGGAUUAGGAAGCAGUUGUAUUUGUUACACUGUGCGUCGGGUCAUUGUAGCAUGCACCAUCUCGUCGAUGCCCUGAAACGAAGGAGGGCACCCGAAAGAACCAUCGAGCUCGCCAAGGAGUUCUCAUGUCCUGUUUGUCAAGAACGAAGUAAGCCCCCUCCGAGAGCCCAAGCCACGUUGGAACCUUUGCCCCCAAAGUUCUGUACGAUCAGUGCGGAUGUCGGUCACUGGGAACACCCUCACAAUAAAGAACCAGUGCAGUUCAUGUUGAUCAUUGAUGAGGGCUCAAGAUACCGAGUGGCGCGAGUUUUAUCCCGAGGCUCGAAACAGCAACCCACGGCCAAUGCUUGCAUUCAGUACCUACAGGAAGGAUGGCACCAGUACUUUGGCCACCCUCGAGCCCUCCGAGUUGACGCAGCUGGUGCGUUCAGGAGCUUUGCUUUGAUUGAUCAGUACUGUGAUAAGCAUGGCGUGUAUCUAGACAUCAUUCCGGGAGAAGCCCAUUGGAAGAAUGGGGUCUGUGAGCAGGCAAUCCAGGGAGUGAAAGAAGUGAUGACACGACUCUGCCAAUACGACGCAGAACUGACGACGGAAGCGGCCCUUGCAGAAGCCGUGAGGGUGUUCAAUCAUCGAGACAUGAUUCGUGGAUUCUCGCCGGCCCAACAUGUUAUUGGGCGCGGGACCGACGAUACCGAUCGCUUUGUGGAGGCUGGCGAAGGCCUCCCACCGGGGCUUCUGGUGGAGCAUCCAACGGGCGAGUUUGCGCGAGCCGCUCAGCGCCGAGCUGAGGCCGAGAAACUACACGCUGACUGGAACGCCAAUCAGAGGAUCAAGCGGGCUCAGAAUUCCAGGCAUAGACCAUGCUACAACUAUCUACCGGGGGAGCUGGUGUUCUUCUGGAGAAGUCAAGAGUCGGGGCGUGGCCGCCGACAACCUGGAACUCGCCAAGGAAGGUUUUUAGGACCCGCUCGUAUACUGGCUACUGAAACGAGGAAAUCUACGAAUGGCGAGCUCGCUCCUGGAGGGGCGGUGUGGCUUGUGCGAGGUAGGGCUUUGAUUAAGUGUGCACUCCGUCGAGCGACAGAGCGUGAGGAGAUUCUGGAAGGUUUGUCAGCCCAGAAUGGCCAAGCGACACCAUGGACCUUCACCCAAGUGGCCUCGUCCAUUGGCGGGAAUCAGUUCCAGGAUGCAACGAGUGACGUUCCCAACCUGGAAGAGUGGCGAGCGGCCCAGGAUCCUACAGAGGCCGCGCAGCCGUCGCGCUUGAGAGUGCGAGGCAAACGUUCCGCCCAGCAACUGGCCGACACCGACCAGGUGGGAGACCUACAGAUGGACGCCGAUGAGAACGAGGAGGCGCCGAUCCGACGCCCCCGACAAGAUGGCUCGAGUCUACAAGCAGAGGCUCGAGGUGAGUGUUGGUGGACCACUGUUCCAGAGGAUGCCUGGCCGACCCAGGAGAACGAUCUCUGGAAAGAUCCCUUGACCGCGGUGCAAGUGGAGGUCCCCCUUCCCGAUACGAAUCGGGGUGUCCAGAAGCUGGUUCGGAACUUCGAAGGUUAUUUUGUGGGCCACAUGAAGCGAAAGGCAGUUGAGGUGUCCGAGCGGCGCUUGACUCCAGCAGAGCUACAGGAAUUCCGAGCGGCAAAGCAAGUGGAAGUAAAGAAUUUUCUGUCUGCAGAUGCAUUUCAAGCCCUGCCAGCACACCUGCAACCUUCCAAAGAACAAGCAGUCGGGAUGAGAUGGGUGCUUACGUGGAAACUGAAGGAUGAUGGUACGAGAAAAGCAAAAGCUCGAGCUGUAUUGCUCGGGUACCAAGACCCGUGCUAUGAGCAUCGAAGUACCACGGCACCUGUUAUGACUCGACAGUCAAGACAGAUGUUGCUACAAGUAGCAGCGUGGAAGCGCUGGCGAAUCCGAAAAGGAGAUGUCAGCGGCGCCUUUCUUCAGGGGCGUGAAUACCCCGACACCUUGUAUUGUGUGCCGACUCCUGAGAUCUGUGAGGCCAUGGGAAUUUCGGAAAACAGCGUGACACGCAUCAAGCGAGCCUGCUACGGUCUAGUGGAUGCGCCCUUGGAGUGGUACCGUACUGUCGAUACCUUUCUCCGUAGCAUCGGACUUGAACGAUCCAGUUCUGACUCUUGUGUGUGGUGUUACCGCCGUGACGGAAUCCUCAAGGGACUGAUUUCAGGGCAUGUCGAUGAUUUCAUUUUUGGUGGUGAUGAAGAUGAUGCAGGGUGGCGAGAUGUCCUUGAUCAAAUCCAGAAACAAUUCAAGUGGGGAGACUGGGAGGUGGAUAAAUUCACUCAGUGUGGUGUCCUCAUUGAAACUACUGAACGAGGGUUCGAACUCUCCCAGCCCUCUUACCUGGAAGGACUAAGUGAGAUCUCCGUGAAUGCUACACGUCGAAAGGACAGAUCAGCUGGAACGACAGACAGAGAGCGCACCCUCCUGAGAGCACUCUUGGGAGGAUUGAGUUGGCAUGCGCAACAAGUGGCGCCACACCUGAGCGCCGACGUAAGUCUGCUUCUUUCCGAGGUGGGACGCAGCACCGUCGACACUAUCAUCCGAGCAAACAUGCUCCUGUCGCAUACUAAGGCGAGAAAGGAGCACAAGCUGAUCAUCCACAAGCAUGCUCCCGAUGCAGAGCUGGUUCUUGUGGCCUGGGUCGACGCCGCAGCUCAAAGUCGAGUGGAUGGUGGCAGCACUCAGGGAAUCGUCAUAGGCAUCGCACCACAACAACUCUUACAGGGUGAAGUGUGUGACAUCUCGCUUAUGUCGUGGCACUCCUCAAAGAUUGAUCGAUGUUGCCGUAGCCCAGGUGCUUCAGAAGCUUUGGCGGCGAUCAACGGUGAGGAUAACUUGUACUACGCCCGCUACCAAUGGUCUGAGCUUCUCUAUGGCAACCAAGAUAUUCGUAAACCUGACAUUACGGUUACCAGAACUCCGGGAUGUUUAGUGACGGAUAGUAGGAAUGUGUACGAUAAGAUGUCUCAGGAAGUGAUUGUGGUGAAAGGUGCAGAAAAGCGUACGAGUAUCGAGCUUCUCGGCCUGAAGGAAGCCCAGCGCCGGACGAAUGUCAUCAUACGAUGGGUGCACUCGGAAGCUCAACUAGCCAAUAGCCUAACCAAGGCGAACGGGCUCAAGGAGUUGGAGAUGUUCUACCGGAUGUCUCAAAAGUGGCGAAUCGUCGAAGACGAGAAUAUGAUGUCUGCUCGUCGUCGUCGUGAGUUGGGACUACGGCCGCUUUCGCAGUCUGAGGGUGUGGAAAAUUCUUUAAUGGAUGAGAAGCCUUCUUGA